GUGAGGGUAUUUCCAUCGCAGGAAUACCUCUCCUCAUUUUGGGCGUCGCACUCCUCCUCCAGGUGAUUAUCGCAUUGUCAGGGAUGCGGGCUAUCAAAAUCCUGACGUGGAGCUCCUCACCUUUCGACUUGACCGCCGCACUCGUCCACCACACACAAUUGACCCCUGCUGCAUUCCGGUGCAUGCGUCGUGUGUCUGAUAUAGACACAUAUGAAGGUCCAGCGAAGCCACCAGAGACACAGCCCUCUGCGUGGCAUGCUCACCCUAGCAUCCGGAAAAUUGUCAUUUUUCUGUGGGUUAUUGUUGCAGCAUGCGCUGGAUGGGCCGCACUCGUCAUCAAUUACAUCACAUAUGGUCUACCGGGUGGCAGACUUGCGGUGUGGAUUCUGCUCUUUGUCAACAUUGUAGGAGUCCAGGGACCGUUGACACUGGGGCUGCAUUGCUCGGAGCUCAUCGUGAAUGUCAUUCGAGACGAAAGACAGUGGAGAUGCGCUACCAGCAGGCAAGGACUUAUAGUGGCGACGAACCCGCUGAAGCCGAUUUUCACUCAUCCGCUUUGUCUCAUACUUUUUAUCGCAAAGCCUUUCCUGCACUGGAUGUUUGGGCUUUCAUUCGACAUAGGCACAUACGCCACUGACGACACCCUAGGCAUUUUUUCCGUAUCUAUGUACACUGCCCAGAUCUGGAACUUAUGCAUUGCGCUCUUUAUAUUUGCCUGUUUCUUUACGUUCGUCGCACUGCGCCGACCGUGCGGUCCCCAACCAGCUGCAUAUGGCCACCUCCAGACGCUCGCCAACCUCGUGGAUGAGUGGUCGCCUGUGAUGUGGUGGGGACACAAGGAGGACGGAAUUCCGUACUGUCAUGCUGGGACAAGCGAUCGCCCGCUGCCGGAUGUGAAGAUGGAAUGCAUUUAUGCUGGUUCCGGUGCUGGGUCUCUGUUACCCCUCUCAUAAGUAUAUCCAUGUCAGGCUGGCGAUGCAUACAAUCAGCCAUGCCAUUGAACGAGGCAUACGAUUUUCAUGCUAUCUACUGCGUUCUAGUUGGUUUUUUUCCUUAUACCAUUCAUACGAGUCUGUGACAACUUUUACCGGGGACACUUUCGA
Suillus fuscotomentosus is the source of this 1103-nucleotide messenger RNA. RefSeq lists its product as uncharacterized. The coding region runs from base 84 to 953 and encodes 289 amino acids. The record is from RefSeq and is a predicted model, not a curated record. Lineage: Eukaryota; Fungi; Basidiomycota; Agaricomycetes; Boletales; Suillaceae. The transcript is spliced from 6 exons.